GUGGACCCUGUAGUCAGCCAUGGUAGCCUCCCAUCCAGUCAUGCUCGCCCAUGGUAUGGAAGCAAGCCUUUCGGCUGCGUGCAGCAGCUGCACGAGUGGGGCAAUUUGGUCAGGCCAAGAAAUGGCAACAUGCAGUGGCGCUGCUACACGCUUUGAAGGUGCCACCCGACCUGCGCUUCCUGGGUGCCGUGUUGGUGGCUGUGGAGCGUGGCAGCGCCUGGCAAUACGCCGCAGAGCUGUUGGCCGAAUCUGUCAGGCGUCGAUGGGAGCUGGAUGCCGUAGCAUAUGGCACUGUGGCAUUAUCCUUGGAACGAAGCUCUCAGAGAAGAUUCAGCACGCAGCUCUUGCAGUCCUUGGCAGUGACAGAUGCAACGCACAAGGCCUUCAACGUGGCGCUUUUGGGCGCCGCGCUGCAGCGGGGCCGGGAACUGAUGCUGCUGAUGCAGCGGCAACGUGUGGCGCCGGACAUUGUGUCAUACAACAGUCUCAUCAACAUCUGCGACCGCGAACAUCAGUGGUCGCAGAGCUUGCAGCUGCUUGCGCUGAUGCGACGUCGUUAUUUGGCGCCAAACUUGGUGUCGUUUGGCUCGGCAAUCAGCGCAUGUGCCAAAGGCGCACAGUGGCCUCGGAGCCUGAUCUUGAUGGAACAGUUGCGACGGCAAUGCCUGCAGCCCAACUUCGUCGUGUUGUCUGCGUGCAUGGACGCUUGUGCCAGUGGGCGUCAAUGGAUCCACGCGCUUCGUUUGAUGCAGAGUAGUGGUGUGUCGCCCAACCUAGCGAUGUUCAACACCCUUCUGCACGGCCUGGCCGCGAACAGUCAAUGGCUUCAGGUCCUGGAAAUGUUCAAACUACUACAAGUACAAUCUGGAGACGACGGUGUGCUUCAGGUGGCUUAUUGCGCCGUACUGGUGGCUUGUGCCACAUCAACCCAAUGGAGUCAGGCUUUGAACUUUCUGCAAAGGAUGAGAUUGGCAUCUCUGCCAAUCCAGCUGCCAGCAUGGCACGCAGUGCAAAGCUCACUCGCAUCCACAUGGCGCUGGCAGCAGGCCUUGCAGAUACUGACCGAGAUCAAAGCUGAUGAGGUGCAGCCAGAUGUGGUGAACUAUUUGACAGUGGCAGAUGCCUGCACCAGAGGCGGCCAACCUGAGCGGAUGUUCCCACAGCUUCCUGCCAUGCGAGGCCAAGUGCUGUCAACCUUGCUGUGGAGACGGAAAGGCAUUGGAGGUGAAGAGCCACCCAGUGACAUUGCGUUCUCAGGGCUGGCAGUGGAGCUUCUGAGGGUGAUGAGCAGCGGGCCCGACCAAAGGAAAGGAAGUCUUCAAAGACUCCAUGACUCGAAACAAGCUGAGGUUCGGUACUGGAGUUGCCUAUCUAGAGCAGGGAGCUCGAAGGGUUGGGCGGAUCAUAUUCUUGGCAGCUUCACCACGCAGGGAAACCCAGUUGCAGUCCAUGACAAGUAAUUCAUAGUAUAUACCCUC
Molecule: messenger RNA, 1478 nt
Organism: Cladocopium goreaui
Lineage: Eukaryota; Dinophyceae; Suessiales; Symbiodiniaceae
Source: the annotation of a GenBank genome assembly